AGUUUUCUGCCGACGGAAGUGACGGAAAGGCGGCGAUGGCGGCUCACAGUUCGGUUCCGGAUUUGCUGUGAACUAGAAGCGGUUUAGAUGGCUGCUGGUUUGACUUUUACGGUGUCUUGUCGUAUUUAUGCAUUCUUUUAAAGACGGGAAGGGUAAAUGCAGUAUAACUAGAGGAGUUCAGAAGUUUGGUCGAUUUUUUCCCUCCGUAAUACGGAAAACCAAACCACUUGCUAGCUCGCCAGACAAUCUGCUUGUUAGGUAGCUAGCACUAGCUAGCUAGCUGCUAGCUAGCUGCUUUGCUUAGGUAACCAGUAAUCGCGAGCUUGUUUGCUAUCAAACGAUAGUCUUAUUCGUCCUGUUCGUUUGAACUACAUUUUAUAAAUUUUAUUGAAUUAGUCGUAACUUUUGAGCAAUAGCUGAAAGGGGUCCACGCGUUUGUUCCGUCUCAAUUGCUGAUUUUGACGCGUUCGGUACAGUUAGCAACUAGAAACAUUAGCAACGUUUCAAGGUUUCGGAAAGGCUCUGGAGGUGGAUUUGCGGUGCAGGUUCAGUCCCACUCUGAAUAGCUGGUUUGACAAAACAAUUUGUUGGGAGGGCUAGAGCUUGUUGCCUCCUCUUCCCCCGAUUCCUGCGUGGGUUGCUGCGUGGUUGUCGACAUGCUGAAGACCCGGCAGUGUCUACUUGGGAUCCGCACUUUCCUCGGAGUGACAUCCAGAAUAUGGGGCUUCAUUUUGUACAUACUCAGGAAGCACCUUCGCACGAUAAUCCAGUACCAGACAGUGCGUUAUGACAUUUUACCCCUCUCACCAGUAUCCAGAAACAGACUUAAUGCUGUAAAGAGAAAGAUUCUGGUUCUGGAUCUGGAUGAGACGCUAAUCCACUCCCAUCAUGAUGGGGUGCUGCGGCCCACAGUGCGGCCCGGCACUCCGCCCGACUUCAUCCUCAAGGUGGUAAUAGACAAACAUCCGGUCAGGUUUUUUGUACAUAAGAGACCGCAUGUCGACUUCUUCUUAGAAGUGGUCAGUCAGUGGUAUGAGCUUGUAGUGUUCACUGCCAGUAUGGAGAUCUAUGGGUCUGCUGUGGCUGACAAGCUGGAUAACAACAGGGGCAUCCUGAAACGUAGAUACUACAGACAGCAUUGUACACUGGACCUGGGUAGUUAUAUUAAAGACCUUUCUGUGGUGCACAACGAUCUCUCCAGUAUAGUCAUUCUGGACAACUCGCCUGGAGCGUACCGCAGUCAUCCAGAUAAUGCAAUACCAAUAAAGUCGUGGUUCAGCGACCCUAGCGACACGUCGCUUCUUAACUUGCUGCCCAUGCUGGAUGCACUAAGGUUCACUGCUGAUGUCAGGUCUGUCCUCAGUCGAAACCUCCACCAGCAUCGGCUCUGGUGAUUGGCUGCUGGGUCUUUUUCAAGCUCUGGUCUCUUCUUUUUAAAAACCCUUCCCUACCAGCUGCUACCCCACCCACCCACCCAUACCGUUGGCCCUUUCUCUCUCCAUGAUCCCUUCAACAGAGUCAAGUGAAGAGAUGGAGAGGGGGGUGGGGAGAAGAGGAUGACCAGAGGAGAAAUGAGGGGGACUGGGGAAACUGGAAACAAGUGGGGAAGCCAGCUUUCUUCAAAGUCGAGUCUCUGCCUUACAAUUCCUGAAGUUGAGCGUGCAUGUGUGGAGUAUGUUUGUGUAUGUGUGUGUGGAAGUAUGCUAGUAUGCUUGCUUUCAUCUUUUUUUGCGGGAAGUCUUUUUAACUCUUUGACAAAACCGAACAGAAGAAAGGACAGAGAGACAAUGAAGCCGGCCUCUCCCUCUUUUUCUCUCUCCAGGAGCCAUGAACCCCUUGUGAUCUUUUUCCGUCCCACAAAUCACUUGAUACACAGGCCUGUUAGACUCUUUUGCUCGAUAUCUUGCUGCUCAGCUAAAUUUUCAUGUUGAUGGACUACAUAUCACGGGAUAUAGCAAAGAGAAACGACAUGGAAAGCUGGAUCAAAAAUAUUUGUUGGAAGGGGAAUGAAGUGCAGGCAAUUUCCCAUUCCAAGCAGGGUGAUUGGGGUUGGCAAUGGGGGGCUUUGUUGAGGAAAGUGAGGUGUGGGGUACGUAAAUUGAAAUUGUAGGAUGAAUUCAAAGCCAUCUCAAUUAUUGAUAUGUAAAAGAUAAGUACGAUAUUGUUAUUCCUAUAAUCCUUUCAUUGUAAAUUUUUGAGCCUUCCUCAGAAUCAGCAGGACGAUACUGAAGAUUAAAAACAAAACUUAAGCUCAAGAUUAAAUUAAAACUGUAGGGAAAUUGCACACCUCACUUCCUGCCAUUGGGAUUGAACACUGAUGUACAUUUCCAACCACUUGACUCCUUACCUGGAGGGUUGUUAUUUUACAGUUGAAUUAUAAAUCUGUUUCUACAACUUGUAUUUUAUUUAUCUUGAACUCAUUUCUGUUCAUUUUUGCUUGAAGCCAAUUUGCCAUUUUUUUGUUUGUUUUUGCAUCCUUCCUCAACAGGACCCUCCCCCCUCCCAGCCCAUCUCGUCUCGUAAUUGCCAGUAGAACAGUUUGAGUAGCUCCAGGCAGCUUCUCUUUUGGCUCAGUCCCCAGGUCUGUGCGUGUUACUAAUAAAACACUUGUCAGUAUCAAGA
Anguilla rostrata (American eel) is the source of this 2622-nucleotide messenger RNA. Its product is annotated as CTD nuclear envelope phosphatase 1A. The record is from RefSeq and is a predicted model, not a curated record. Lineage: Eukaryota; Metazoa; Chordata; Actinopteri; Anguilliformes; Anguillidae. The transcript has 8 exons. The coding region runs from base 657 to 1394 and encodes 245 amino acids. Gene Ontology annotation, molecular function: phosphoprotein phosphatase activity.